AUUAGCAAAAAGAAACGCGAUACCGGAAAUCCCAAAGGGCGAACACCUGACCCAUUGAAGAACACUCGCAUAUAUUCAACAUGACAGCUUUCACUGAUGCUUACUAAUUUUAUUUAUUCAUUUUCAUUCGAGAUUUGCGGCGCGCGCGGUGUUGUUCGCGAGGUGGAAGUUGCUCGUUGGACGGUCGGGAAAGAACUGAGAACCGCAGAUCGAUAUCUUUCCAAUUUUCCGAUGGAUAAGAGCGGCGCAUCGACUCGCGGAAGGGAAUUUACUCCGCAAAUGCGGGUCAUCUGCUUUCUGGUCAACCACAAAGAGCUCGUUGAUCUUCAUCGUACCCUGGAAAAAUAUUUCGACGAGACUCUGAACACUCCACAAGUGCAAAUAUUCGAUUCAUUAAGUGUUUUUGUAAAGCCAUCAUUUGCCAUAACGAUAUUAGUCUUCAUCGGUACUCUCGUAUUUUUUAUAACACCGUUAAUCGUAAUUAUUGUGCAAUUAUCGAGCGAUAUGCAUCCGCUUAAAUUCGUAUUACCGUACCCCGGAAAAUAUCCGUGGAGUUUCGAGGGCGGUGGUUUCGUCUACUACGUUCAUUACGCAUGGGAAAUAUUGGCCGGUUUGUAUCUCUUUUGCGUCACUUCCGGAGUCGACUCCCUAUUCGGUUAUUACGUGUUUCAAAUCCACGCGAUUUUUCGCCUGAUGAGCCACCGCAUGAGGAGCGUCGGUGUCGCCGAUCAAGACAAUGGAAAAAUCAUUCGCGAGUGCGUCAAAAUGCAUCGAGUACUCGGCCAGUGUCGCGAUCAACUCCAGGCGAUUUACGGACCAAUCGUAUUCUGGAUUUUUCUCACCAGUGCCGUCAUCAUGUGCACCCUCAUUUUUCAGGCCUCUCAGACUCGUCAAUGGACCGUUGGCUAUGCGAUUCUCUUCACAGUUUACAUUUCCAUGAAACUGCUUCAGGCCCUCAUGUACGCCUGGUACGGAAGCAUCGUACACGCGGAGAGCGAAGAUUUUCGCGACGCUGUCUACAAUUGCGGCUGGCCUGGCUCCGGUGACACAUCGCUGAUGAACAAUAUUCUGAUAAUGAUGUGCCACCAACCAAUGGUCCUGACGGCCUGCAAAUUUCUCAUUAUCUCCACUGAUAUGUUCACUGCGAUCGUCAACGCAACGAUGUCUUAUUUCUUCUUGUUGCAAACCCUGGACGAGAGAAAGUGAAGAAACUCCGGCUACGAAAAGUUUCUUUCACCAACACCCUCAACGUAUAAAAUCCCUCGAAUCUUUC
Molecule: messenger RNA, 1273 nt
Organism: Venturia canescens
Lineage: Eukaryota; Metazoa; Arthropoda; Insecta; Hymenoptera; Ichneumonidae
Product: odorant receptor 13a-like
Exons: 6
Coding region: 97-1206 (369 amino acids)
Biological process (GO): detection of chemical stimulus involved in sensory perception of smell; sensory perception of smell
Cellular component (GO): plasma membrane
Molecular function (GO): olfactory receptor activity; odorant binding
Source: RefSeq, a predicted model, not a curated record